Closterium sp. Naga37s-1 is the source of this 3485-nucleotide messenger RNA. Lineage: Eukaryota; Viridiplantae; Streptophyta; Zygnematophyceae; Desmidiales; Closteriaceae. The record is from the annotation of a GenBank genome assembly.
AGGUCAUCGAAGGCGGCAGAAUGCUGGAGAACAUUUCCGAGAUAGGAGGAGACGCGUUUGACGAGACUCCUCCGGUUUCCCAAUCCGUGAUUUCUCGUCAAAAUCCAUGCGGAAAUGCUGCUCUUGGUGAGGCUGACGGGAUGGAGCGACGGAGUGAUGGAGCGGACCUGUUCCGCGUGGUGAUCGUUGGUGCGGGCCCAGCAGGUCUAGUUCUAGCGAAUCACCUGCUGACACGUGGCGGCGGUAGGUUCCACGUAAGUGUGGUGGAGAAGAGCGAGGACCCGCGAAAGAAGGUGGAAGAGGCGGUGGAGGUCGCGAGGAGAUAUUCCAUCGGACUCAACAUCCGAGCGUUUCGAUGCCUUGAUGCCGUCCCUGGGCUGCUGAAGAAGGUGCUGGCCUGCAUGGUUCUCGUGCGCCAGCUGUGCAUUGCCAUCACUGCCAAGCCGUCAGUCAUCCCUUUCAGUCACAAGCCCCUUCCAUCAAGCAUUUCUCCGUCCUUCCGUCCUCCCGCCUCCACCCUGCAGGACCCGCCAGUGCUGCUGGCUGACCGCACGGCCCUCUGCUGUGCGCUGCUGCACGCGCUGGUGGGGGAGGAUGCGCACGCAGGGGUCCCAGUUGGGGGCAACGGGGAGCAUGAGGGGGAGGGGAAUGGGGAACGGCCAGUGAGGGAUAACGGGGAGAGUAAAGAGGAGAUGUGUGCAAGGGGAGGAAGGGAGAGUGUGGCAGGCAAGGCCGGCUCAGGGGAUAGUGCGGUGACGCAUGGCGCCGGGUCAUCACGGGGAAAACUGGACUUGUUCUUCAACAUGCGGUGCACAGGCAUUGACAUCAAUGCACACACUGUGACCCUGCAGCCCGCCCCGGGCGGGGAUGCGGCGCACCGCACCCGCUUGCAGCCUGCUGACUCGGUAGAGCGGCGAGCCGUGGUGAGAGGGGCUGUGGCUGUGGCAGGUGCAUCAGCAGCAGGCGUGGCGAGCAGCGAGACUCGAGGUCCAGCUGGUGUGGAUGCCCAGCGCUUGCAGCAGCACCCGCCAGCCCAGCUCAGCUAUGACCUCCUGGUGGGGGCGGAUGGGGUGCGCUCUGUGGUGCGGAGCGCGCUGGUGAGCAGCGCGGGGGGGUUCGCCAUGGAGGCACUGCCGCUCUUUGGGGAGUGGGCCGUCGCCUCCAUCCCUGCCCCCACCUCCCUUCCCCCCAACUCCAUGAUUCUUGUUCCACGGCAUAGCACCAGCCAUUCGCACAGACGGCACCCUGUGGUGUGUUGUGCUGCCUGCAUCCCUGUGGUGUGUUGUGCUGCCUGCAUCCCUGUGGUGUGUUGUGCUGCCUGCAUCCCUGUGGUGUGUUGUGCUGCCUGCAUCCCUGUGGUGUGUUGUGCUGCCUGCAUCCCUGUGGUGUGUUGUGCUGCCUGCAUCCCUGUGGUGUGUUGUGCUGCCUGCAUCCCUGUGGUGUGUUGUGCUGCCUGCAUCCCUGUGGUGUGUUGUGCUGCCUGCAUCCCUGUGGUGUGUUGUGCUGCCUGCAUCCCUGUGGUGUGUUGUGCUGCCUGCAUCCCUGUGGUGUGUUGUGCUGCCUGCAUCCCUGUGGUGCGUUGUGCUGCCUGCAUCCCUGUGGUGUGUUGUGCUGCCUGCAUCCCUGUGGUGUGUUGUGCUGCCUGCAUCCCUGUGGUGUGUUGUGCUGCCUGCAUCCCUGUGGUGUGUUGUGCUGCCUGCAUCCCCCGUCCCACACCCUUCGCAACGCAAGAGGAGGGUGUGGGAUAUCGGUGGUGGGGCUCCCUACUCAACCCCCGCCUCCCUCCGAUCCUCCCCACCCCACUGAUACAGGUUCCCCGCACUCCUGGCAUAUCGGUGGUGGGGCUCCCAGCACAGGGCGGCAAACUUUGUCUGUUGUGGGCGUGGUCGGCCUUGGCACGGCCUGCUGAGUGGUUGGCGCUGAGAAGCAAUGAUGAGGACAGGGAGGACCAUGCGGUGGGGAGGACGGACGCAAGGAAGGUGGGGGAAAGCGUGGGUAGCAAGCAGGGUGUGACUGGUGCAAUGGAGAAUGCAGCGGGUGAAGGGAGUGUGGCUGAGGGGAGUGUGGCUGGAGGGAGUGUGGCUGAAGGGAGUGUGGCUGAAGGGAGUGUGGGUGGAGGCGGUGGAAAUGCAGACAGGGUGGUUGAAGCAGAUGGGGAGGGGGAGGAAGGGAGGGAGAGGGGAGACGAUAAGGGGGGGCAGGUGAAGCAGGAGGGCAGGAGAAGCAGAGCGAGGGCAUACAUUGAAGAGAGAGUGCCAUGGCUGGGAAUGACAGAGGACGGGGCGGAGACACUGUUGAACCAGCAGCCACGCACAAGCAUGCGGAUCAAGUGCUGGCAGUAUCACGACUCUGCCGCCCAGAUCGCUCUAAUCGGCGACUCAGCACAUGCCACGUGUCCAUCCCUGGGCCAGGGCUGCAACGCCGCCAUCACCGAUGCUACAGUGCUUGCCCGGCUGCUUCUGGGGGAGGUGGUAUGUAGGGAUACCCUGAUUCCUCCAUACACUAAGGAGACCACCUGGAAGCUGCUUCAGAGCGUUUGGGGCACAGAAGGAAAUGAAGGGGUGGAUUCAGAGCAAGAGGUGCAGUGCGGCACUAAGGGGUCUUGUGCUCUGAGCAGGUUGGCUUGGUCCUUCACUCGUUUCGUCCAGAAGUUAUCAAGGCUGACAGGGUUGGGGGGCAGAGUGGCACCAGAGAGAAGAGCGGGCGCGGGGGCAGAGGAGGGGAGGACGGAGGCAGGCAGAGCAAUGUGUGCAGCAUCACCGCAGCACUUGCGCACACACCUUGCGGUGAUGCUUGCUCGCUACUCUGCUCUUCAGGUGCCAGAAGGCCAUGCCCUGGUUGACCUCUCAGAUGCCGGUGCUCCCAUCAGCAACCUCUACUCUUUGCCGCCUGCACUCAUCCGCGCGUCUGCGCUGCUUGCUCCGGCCGGACCAGCGCACGCGGGCCAUCCGCCUCUUCCCCCAUCUUCCCGUGAACCGUGCGACAUUCUUCCCCAAAUCAUAUCCGCGGCAUGGCGUCCGAUAAAAAAGGCAGCACAGGUUGUGGGCAAGCUGGGCAACCCCACCCUCCUGACGCACGCAGGAGCGGAGGCGCUGUGGCGGGAGCACUUUUGGGCACCACCGGACGAGAAGCUGCUGUUCUACUUCUACUGCAACCUGCUCACCAGCGUGGGGCCCGUUCCUGGCACACUAGUCGUCACCACUGCGUCCAUUGGCUUCCUCUCGGACGCCGAGUUUGAGUACAAUCCGCUGGGGCGCCCCACAGAGAUUGCCAGGAGCCACUUUGUGGCCACCAUUCCGUUGCACAAGAUAACAGGAGUGGCACCUGAAGCCAACCCAUCUGAUGACAAUGAGAAGUACAUUCGGCUCACUACAGAAGACGACUUCUCAUUCUGGUUCACUGGCUUCAUCGCAUAUGAUCAAGCCUUUGCUACUGUCCUUUCCGCCGUGGUCAGUACUUCUCAUCUUCUUGAAGCUCUGUCAUAG